UCUAGGUCUAGAUCUGAAUCUAGAUGUAGUCAAGAUAGAAGAUAUAACUAUGUUAGUAUCAGUCGACGACGCAGAAGAAUAAUACUUGUUAAAUAGAUGUAGUGUUGGAUAUGGAAUUAAUUGUUGCCUUGUUUUCUUAAACAUCUAACAAGAUGGGUGUCUGGCGAGAAAGAGGACUCACUUAUAAAGUUGGCUUUAUUGGAGUUGUAGUUGGUUCUUUAACAUUUAUUGUUGGAUUUUGUGCACCAUCAUGGGCAAUUUUUAAAGCUGUGCAAUAUGAAGCGACAGAAAGCAUGGGGUUGUGGCAGAAGUGUACUGAAGAUCUGGGAGUUUGUGCCUUAACUGUAAGCAAUGAUGACAACAUAGGAUGGUUGAAAGCUGUCAGGGCACUGGAGUGUAUUGCAAUGUUUUUUGCUGUUGCUGCCUGCAUUAGUGGGUUAUAUUGCAAUUGCAUUGUGAAGGCACAAAUAAUGCCAGAUUUCUUCAAUAAAAAUAUGGAAACAUCAGCCAUAGUCUCAGUUGUUUUUGGCUCUUUUGGUCUUAUAAUCUUCGCCACACAAAUCCAGAACUAUUGUCAAGACAAAACUGGUGAAAUCUUCUGGGGCUUUGUUCUUGUUUGUGUCUCCAACUCUUUUAUUGGCGUCAGUGCAUUUCUCAUGUUGAUAUCCCACAAGCUGCAUGUGAUGGCUCAGCAUGAUCAGUUCCUUCAUCACCAUUUGAAUGGCCCAUUCCAUGGCCAGAUGCGCAACUCCAAUACUGAUGCCGGUAGCCAGGUUUUUAUUGCUACCUCUGAGGGUUAUCUGGACUUUGGACCUCCACCCUAUGAGAGUGUAGUCAACUGUGUCCCUCAGGAUGAAACCCCUCCACCUCCAUACUCUCAGGUUGAGAAGUUGAAUAAAUAACACCAGCCUUAACUAAGUACUUAACUAGCAGAGUAAUCCAUACUUUUUUUUUUAAUGCUGUUCAAGAUAUACGUAAUGCCUAUUCAGGCCAUUGACUUGAUAAAAAAGUAUAAAUGAUCUAAAGGUCAUAUUUCAAAUUGUUUUACACUGCCUGGGGAAGAGAGAUGUUUGCCUUCAUAAAGAAAAUUUCAUGUUAUAUUACACUGUAUUAUUUAUUUAUCCCUUAAUGGAAAUUUUGUAGUACACGAUUACUCUGUGAUGUUUACAUGUAUUUGGAUAUUAUUUCUAAAACUCAUGUACUUGUUUUUUUUUCGGUUGCAAUAAAAGUUUGAUAUUGUUUAAAUGUUACUGUUAAAAAAAGUCAACUUAAACUAAAAGUAAUCCUGAGAUUAAUGUGUUAAAAAGCUGUAAAAUUGAAAGCUUUUCUUGCAAGGCAAAACAAAAUACAUGAAUGCGCUAUACAUGUUGAGUGCUAAGUGCCUAUAAGGUGAUAGUUCUUAUUGCAAGAAUAUUUACUGUUUUUUCCUGCUGAUGUUUCUUAUUUUAAAAUGUUUUGUGAUACUUAAUGAUACCUAAAUAUUUUAAAUUACCAUAUCUUAAAUAAUUGCAAAGCUUUUUUUUCUAGUUAAAAUUAUUUUUCAUUUUUAAUAUUGUAACAAUGGUUAACUACAUAGUUAAUUAAAACCGCUUAUUUUAUUGUUCAUGUUUAUUUAUUAGUGUUCAGCUAAUUGUAAUAACACUUUCUUUAAAAGUACACAAAUGGAAAGUUAGAAAAAAGAAAAUUUUACUUUUAUCGUCUAGAAAACUUUUAUAAAGUUUUAUGUGUGCCAACAAAUAAACAGGAAUAUUUAUUUUCAUAUAGAUUAAAUUACAAAUGAAUAUGUAAUUUUAUAAACAGAUUACAAAAGGGUGCCUUCUAGUGGUGGGUCACCAUCUGAUUUGGAUCUUGUAUAUUCUUUCUUUUUCAUGACGUCUUUGUCUGACUGAUUUAUAAAAAAGAAAGGAUUUUUUCUUACCUCUGAAUCUUAAAGAAUACAAAAUAUUCAACACAUAUCUGCGACUCUGAUGCUGUCUGAACUAUCAUAUUUUACUUGUGAUUUCUAUGUAUGUGAAACAUGUGAACAUGUACACUUUAUUUUAAAGUCAUUAUAGUAUAAUAGUAAAAAUUGGCUUUUUAGUAAAAGUUUGGACCUUUUGAGGUCUUAAAAUAUUUUGACUGGAAAUAAUUAUUUCUUUACUCCUUAAGCUCUUUAAUAUUGGAGGACACUGAGCUUAAAAGAUACAAAAGUGUUACAAAAUUACCUUGUCUGACCAAUUGCCCUUGUGUGGAGUUUAUUAAAGGUAGUUGUUUCAAGCUUUAAUUUAAUAAUUUUUAUGUAAAUAGUUGUACAUACAUUUCCUGCCUAUGUGCUGGUUCAGUUCUUUUAUGUUGCAAUGCUGAUUUUCUGGAUGGCUGGCAAAGUCAGAAGUUCAAAGAAUCAAAAUAUUUCAGCUGUUAUUGUUAAAUAAUUGUAAAAUUUGAUUUACUUUUUUUUGGCCUGAUUGAGGUAUAAUUUGCUACGUUUUUCUGGAAAAUACAUUGAAGACAGAAUUUAUCUAAUUUUAUUCAUUGUCACAUUGCUUAAAACAUACACAAAGAGCCAGUGUUCAGUAUAUUUUUUACAUUGUACAAGUUGAAUAUUCAUGCUCAAAUAUUUUUGUAUUUUAUGAUGGGCAAUGGAAUUGCAUUGAAUACUCAUCUUUUUAACAUUUUGAUUUUGUAAGAUUCAUCAAAAUACCCAAAAGUAAGAGAUUACUACAUAAGUGAAUGCUAGAAAAUAAAGUUUCGAGCUUUACUUAAAAUUAAUUGAAAAUACUAUGUCAGAUUAAUUAAUAACUGGAAACUCCUUAAUAAAAAUUUAAUUUGAGC
Molecule: messenger RNA, 2811 nt
Organism: Physella acuta
Lineage: Eukaryota; Metazoa; Mollusca; Gastropoda; Physidae
Source: RefSeq, a predicted model, not a curated record